Messenger RNA from Phycodurus eques (leafy seadragon), 1907 nucleotides. It is a transcript of the gene antxr1b, whose product is annotated as ANTXR cell adhesion molecule 1b. Gene Ontology annotation, cellular component: membrane. The transcript has 18 exons. The record is from RefSeq and is a predicted model, not a curated record. Gene Ontology annotation, molecular function: signaling receptor activity. NCBI's taxonomy places the organism in Eukaryota, Metazoa, Chordata, Actinopteri, Syngnathiformes, Syngnathidae. Bases 115 to 1875 code for a protein of 586 amino acids.
GCUGCGUCCGUGCUUGCUGCUGAUUGAAGUUGAAAGACCAAACCUGGAGUGCACUCAUGUUUACAUUCUCCUAAAGUUAUAUAUAGGACGAAGCUUUCUUUUAAAUUCCGAGGAAUGUCCCGGUGCUGGUGCAGGCAGGUCCUGCUUGGCGUGGAAGUGGGUAUUGUUGUGGUGGUGUUGGUGGUCGGCACUGCGGGACAGAGCUACGAUGGGAGAGAAGCCGGGUCGUCCUGCUAUGGAGGAUUUGACCUGUACUUUGUUUUAGACAAAUCUGGCAGUGUGCAACAUUACUGGAAUGAAAUUUAUUACUUUGUAGACCACCUGGCUUACAAGUUUAUCAGUCCUCAGCUACGGAUGUCUUUUAUCGUAUUUUCAACAGAAGGGCGAAUUCUCAUGGCACUAACCGAAGACAGAGAGCAAAUACGAGCGGGAUUGGAGAAGCUCAGCAUGGUCCAGCCAGGUGGAGACACCUACAUGCACCUUGGUUUGUCAAAGGCCAGUGAGCAAAUUUACUACGGCACAGGGGAUGGCUACCGGACAGCCAGCGUCAUAAUUGCUUUGACUGAUGGCGAAUUAAGGGAAAAUCAGUUUGAUCUGGCUCAAAGAGAGGCCAGCAGAGCGCGCCAGUUGGGUGCCACCGUUUACUGUGUGGGAGUGAAAGACUUCAAUGAAACCCAGCUGUCAACCAUUGCGGACAGUAAGGACCACGUCUUCCCUGUGACCGACGGUUUUCACAGGCUGCAUGUGGUCAUUGACUCGAUUCUAAAGAGGUCGUGCAUCGAGAUUCUGGCUGUUGAGCCUUCUAGCAUCUGUGCAGGAGAAUCUUUCCAGGUGGUAAUUAAAGGAAAUGGCUUCUUUCACGCCCGCGACGUUCAGAAAGUCCUCUGCAGCUUCCGCAUCAACGACACAGUGACUUUUAUGAAAAAACCUUUGGUGGUGAGAGACACCUACCUGUUGUGCCCAGCUCCUGUUUUGGAAAAAGAAGGAAUGGCCGCCACGCUCCACGUCAGCAUGAACAACGGCCUGAGUUUCAUAUCCAGCUUCGUCACAAUUACCGCCGUCACUUGUUUUGACGGCACCUUUGUGGCCAUCGCUCUCCUCAUCCUGCUGAUCCUGCUCAUCCUUCUUCUGUUGUGGUGGUUCUGGCCUCUCUGCUGCACUGUGGUCAUUCAUGACCCACCUCCACCACCAACAGAAGAGGACUUCUCUGACGACGAGGACAAUUUUCACAAGAAGCGAUGGCCCACCGUGGACGCCUCGUACUAUGGAGGCAGAGGAGUUGGAGGCAUCAAAAGGAUGGAGGUCCGUUGGGGUGAUAAGGGCUCCACCGAGGAGGGAGGAAAGCUGGAAAAAGCCAAGAACGCUCGGGUUGUGAUGCCCGAAGAGGAACCCGAGCCUCCUCCGUCGCAGCCGCGUUACCAUGUGAAAAAACAUGUCCAUCCUCAGAAGUGGUACUCCCCCAUCAAGGGCAAACUAGAUGCUCUGUGGGUUUUCCUGAGACGAGGCUAUGACAGAGUGUCCGUCAUGCGACCUCAUCCUGGAGACAAGGGCAAGUGCAUCAACUUCACACGGAGCAAGGCCUGUCAGGCUCCUCGCUACCCCAUCUGCAAGCAUCCCUCCACGCACAUCUACACGCUGCCGUACAGCCCCCAGCGUCGGCACUCGGCCGACGUCUCGGACUUGCCCCCCUCGCCCACCGCCACGCUGCCCCCGCUUCCCCACUCGCCUCCGCCGCCCUUCUACACUCCCCCGCCCUGCAGAACUCUGCCCUCCGCCUCUGCGCCACCUUCGCCCCCCGUCUCCCUGCCGCCGCCGCCCUGUAGGGCCCCGCCUCCGUCCCGCCCGCCGCCACGCCCCAGCCACGAGGACUACUGACGCAUCCCGAGUCCGAUGGAAACCUGAGUGUG